Molecule: messenger RNA, 708 nt
Organism: Onthophagus taurus
Lineage: Eukaryota; Metazoa; Arthropoda; Insecta; Coleoptera; Scarabaeidae
Source: RefSeq, a predicted model, not a curated record
AUGUCCUGUAAAAGAAGCAAAAGUGAUUAUUCGGCGCCGAAUAAAAAAAGGAAAACUUUAACGUUAGAUUAUAAACUUAAUAUAAUCAAGGGUUUUGAUAGUAGUAUGAAGGUCUGUGAACUCGCGAGAAAGUUUGAUCUCUCGGAAUCCAGUAUACGGACAAUUAUAAAGGACAAAGAAACAAUUCUCACGGCUGUGAAAAAUACGCAGUCGUUAAACUCUACCAUAAUUCGCAAACGUCAUGGUAUUAUUGCGGAAAUGGAAUCAAUCUUAAAAUCAUGGUGCGAUAAUCAAGUCCAUGUAAAAAACUGUCCAGUUGAUCAAAACACCGUAUGUAGUCAAGCAAAGUUAAUUUUUGAAAAAUUAAAAGAAAAAGCUGGAGAAGCGGUCAAAGACGAAACCUUUGCUGCCAGUAACGGUUGGUUCGACCGAUUUAAAGUUCGUUGUAAUUGGCAUAGUAUUGCCGAGAGCGGAGAAGCGGCCAGUGCAGACAGAGAGGCCGCGGUUUCUUUUCCCAAAACAUUAAAAAGUUUGAUUGUGGAAGGUGGUUACACGAGCCAAACCAUAUUCAACGUGGAUGAGACAGGUUUAUUUUGGAAAAAGAUGCCUAAAAGAACAUUUAUAGCUCGCGAGGAAAAAACAUUUCCAGGUUUCAAAGAGUCUAAAGACCGUUUGACCGCGAUGGUUGGUGCGAAUGCAGUAAAUUAA